CAGUGAACAACAACAACAGUGCAUGCAUGAUGACAACCUCUGCUGCCGUGCUGAGCGCGUUGCGGGCGAGACUGGCAACCGCAGGCCUGGAUCUGUUCAAACCCUUCAACACCAGGUGGUAUGAUGCUGCAGUGGCUGAGCACAUCCGACUGCCAGUCGCGUGCGGAGCGCACGAUGGCAGUGGCUUUGACUGGACGGACUCACAAGGACAGGAGCUGAAGGACAAGGAGGGCAGCAAGGAGGAAGGACAGCUGGCAGUGCUCAUUGGUAACACACGGGCGAUAUGGAGCCCGUUUAUCUCCGCCCUGGCUCAGUCACCACACCCGAUACCAGCGAACCCCAUCAACACCUACGUCACACGUGCUGUGCGAGAAGCUGUGGCGUCCUGUGUUCCUUCCAGCCUCCACCCAGUGCUCCGCUUCUCCUAUGACUUGACACCAGGGCGCGUGCUGUCAUUCCAAAGGCUCGCGCAUGAGAGCGGCCUUGCCUACUUGCACCCGGCGUGUCACUUGUGUGUGCACCCGGAGUAUGGCCCAUGGAUCAGCUUACGUGUUGUUGUUGUCUUGGAUGCACCGCCGCUUCAAGGGCAACACGACAAAGAGGCGCCCAUGAACCCGUGCUCCAGCGCUGAGGAGACAGCCAUGACCGAGGCCAAGGCAGUUGCGCUCGCAGCAUCAGAACGACACGACGCCGAAGCGUGGAAGCUGUGGCUGGCAAUGCGCGAUGCGUGUACAGUCGGCGCGCAGCACCGUUACACCGAACCCCAGGUUGCGUAUCACUACACGCAUGAUCUUGGCAUUAUUGAGAGCGAGAUGCAGCGCCUGAGGGAUGAUGGCCAGACAGAGCAAGUGGCAGGAACAUCCCAAUUGCUCUGAGCUGACGAGUGAUGAGAGCAUGAACUUGCAAGCCACCUACAUAGCAGUUAGCUCCCCCAUAUGUGUGUGUGUGUGUGUGUACACAAAUUAUGCGCGUCGAACGUGACAGAAGCCAUAUGGUUUCCGCAC
This is a messenger RNA of Salpingoeca rosetta, 1004 nucleotides long. RefSeq lists its product as uncharacterized. Gene Ontology annotation, biological process: cobalamin metabolic process. Lineage: Eukaryota; Choanoflagellata; Craspedida; Salpingoecidae. The transcript has 6 exons. The record is from RefSeq and is a predicted model, not a curated record. Gene Ontology annotation, cellular component: cytoplasm. The coding region runs from base 27 to 875 and encodes 282 amino acids. Gene Ontology annotation, molecular function: demethylase activity; FAD binding; cyanocobalamin reductase (cyanide-eliminating) (NADP+) activity.